Messenger RNA from Chenopodium quinoa (quinoa), 1816 nucleotides. RefSeq lists its product as uncharacterized. The transcript has a single exon. Lineage: Eukaryota; Viridiplantae; Streptophyta; Magnoliopsida; Caryophyllales; Amaranthaceae. The record is from RefSeq and is a predicted model, not a curated record. The coding region runs from base 358 to 1431 and encodes 357 amino acids.
UUCUCCCUUUCCCUGUAUAAUUUUCACAGACCCUCCUAUAUAAAGACCCUCCCUUUUCCUACCCUCAUAACUCAAAAGAGCCUUAAAUUUAUGGGAUAGGUACCCUCCCAUAAUAAGGAUUAAUCCCCACCUUCCCAAAUCUCUUUGAUAGGAAACUGCUUCAAAUAUUUACACCAAUCCCAACUCACAUUAUCACAACAGACUGAUACUGACAUAUCCUGCUAAACUCCACACUCCUUCCGUACUCUUCUUCACCCCCCUUUUACCUUUCUUUUCUUAGCUUUCUUGGAGUUAGGAAUCUCAUAUUCUCUACCAUUUCUAACUAAACAUCUUUCUCUCUAUUCUCUAUCUUCCACCAUGAGAGCUACUCAUCCAAACCACCACCAUAAUCAUAAUCAUCAACCUUCUCAGAAGCGAAGCAGUGCUUCAAUCUUCUCCUGCGCUUUCUUUCGCCACUGUACUGAUUCCCCUCUUAGUCCUAAUACUCCUCACUCUUCGCCUCCACACUUUUCGUCGUCUUUGCCUCUUCCUCCUCCUCUUCCGCCACCGCAGGUAACUAGCAGGAUUCUUUCUUCUGCUACUCAUUCUGCACCACCUCCAACUUUGCCUCACCACCCUGUUAAGCCUUCUGAUUCUGAGUCCUCUUCCUCUUCUACUUCCCAGAGUUUCACUCAGUGGCGUUUUCCUUCUACUUUUCCUCAUCCUCCACCUGAACACUCUUCUCCCAUGCUGCCGUCACCGACGGCUGCGGGGAAACAAGGGUUUCAGUUUCCUGAUCUUAUUGAGCUUUACCAUAUGGCAGAGCUCCAUUUUGCUUCAGGGUCGGAUUCGGAUCGUCUUGCGGCUCUCCAUAUGUUGGAGCAGUCUCUUGUCCCGAACCCACCCUCGGAUGCUGUCCCUGAGAGUGGGGCUUCAGUGGUGGUUCCGACGGUGGUGGUGGAUGAGGUGUUACAGCACAUGAGCCAAAAAGUCUCGGCGAAGUCGGCUACAAAGGUCCUGCUGGCGCUCUGCCUGGCAGAGGGGAACCGACGGAUGGCAGUGGAGUGUGGGGCCCCGUUGCGAGUGGUGGAUGCUCUGCCAGACCUUGAAGGGUCAGUGGCAGAGCGGGCAUUGGCGGCACUUGAGCUCAUGUGCACAAUACCUGAGGGAGCAGCCGAAGUGCGGGCCCAUGCACUCGCGGUGCCAAUGCUGGUGGCAACCAUGGGGCGAAUGGAGGGCCGAGGGCGGGAAUAUGCAAUUAGUGUUCUCACAGCGGUGUAUGGUGGUGGUGAUGAGGACCAUCAGGUAUGGGAGGCGGCGCCACCCGAAGAAGUAGCGCGGGCGGUGGUCCUGGCCAUGCAGCAGGGGGACUGUAGUGCUAGGGGGAAGAGGAAAGGUUCUCAGCUUCUUAAGGUUCUUCAAGAAAAUGGGAGGGUUGAUUUAACUCAGUAAUUGUGAUGCAAGUUAUAUAUUAUGAUUAUAUAGUGUAUGGUUUGAUUCUAUAUGAUUUGAUGAGUAUCAAUUAUGCACCCCUGAUUCCCUGAAGGCCUGAUUCAGAUAAAUCCCUUUAACAGCAGAAUCUUCAUCGAAUUUCGAAAUUAUUAUCUGGUUUAGUUCCUGAUUAUAGCAGUCCAUGUUAAUUUUCUUUUCAUGAUCUUUGUAUAGUUAACUAAGCCUGCAUGUACGGAAAAAUAUAGAUCAAGUAUGCUUGCUUUUGAAUUUUUGAUAUAUAUAUAAGGUGUUAUGGACUUAUGGGUGAAUAUAUAUUUAUAUUGCAUGUAUUGUUCAUGAAUUCGAUAAAAGUAAAGUAACGAGCGGAAUAAAGGUUAUGUUCUCA